Molecule: messenger RNA, 1618 nt
Organism: Ciona intestinalis (vase tunicate)
Lineage: Eukaryota; Metazoa; Chordata; Ascidiacea; Phlebobranchia; Cionidae
Source: RefSeq, a predicted model, not a curated record
GAUGACCAAAACUUUAUAACAUGGCGCAAACUUUUGGUUAUAAGGCAGUAAUUGCUAUUGUGACGCAAAAAGAAUGAGGGAAAAUGAUUGGUCGAGCACACAAAUGCCGGAUUUUAAAAAGUUUUUUAAGAUUUCUAUUUAUGAUGACUUUCUGUUUGUAUGUUACGUUGAAAUUUAAUGGAAACGGAUGUAAGUCGUCAUUAAAACAUUAUCAAGAUAUAAAUGACGUAAAGAUUGUACCGCUAACCAGUCAAAGUGUUCGGGAGAAUACAGUUGAGGCAAAUAAUCUAGAAUUGCUAACCCAACAAGUAAAUUUAACAAGAACAAAGCACAUGACAACAACGACAACAUCAACAAGAAAAACAACAACAUCAACACAAACAACGACAAUAUCAACAAUAAAAACGACAACAACUGUCGCUAAAACAGAAAUACCAACAAAGGAAUUAACAAAACAAAAAGAAAACAACGAAUGGUUAAGUUGUACGGAUAUUACAAACAUUCUAACAGGAAUAAAACAAGACAAAAGAUCAGUUUUCCGUGAAGAAAACAGCGAUGGAAACAGAGCCGUUUAUUUCGCAACAAUCUACGACAACGAAAGAAAAAGAAUCCAUGUCGUCAUCAAGUUCGCCAGUCGGGAAGAUACAAACUCUGCCAGUGGUUUGUAUCGAUACCGUACCGCCCUAAGGGAAGUAGACAAUUUACGUCUUCUGCGAAGUUUGCACUGGAAGGGGGUUCCCCGGCUCUUGGGCGCCUGUGUCACAAACAGCAGUGUGACGUAUGUAGUGACAAGGGUCAUGCAGGGGUCACCCAUUUGCCCCGGUAGGGGGUUAAACGCAAGUUGCUUUUUUGGCGAACCGUUUCGUUCAGUGUUGGAAAAGAAAUCAAACCCUGGACUCGCUGCUCUUACGUGGGUGGCUAAGGUCACGUGUUUCUUUGCGCAAUUCGAGCGUGACCGAAUUUUCAUGGAGGAUGUAUCCGGUUCGAAUCUUUAUUUUGACAACGAUUUACUCGACAUUCAUCUGGUUGAUGCAGAUUCGUUGAUAUUUUAUGGGGAGUCGCCCCUAUACUCAAGAACUCUAUGUCGUCAUAAUAACGAUUGUCCUAGCCCCAGAGGUAAUUUAUGGGGCCCAGACUCGCUGAACCAGAAAUUAUACUCGUCGUGCCUGGAACUGUUCGGAUAUUGCGUCAACAACACGUGCAGGGGUCUUGACGCUUCACUGCACACGUGUGGGGUGGGGAAGUGGCUGGUGGCGACUGUAAGAUACAUCAUACCUACGUCACAAUACAAUGAUUAUCGCAGCAUAAUGCAUUGUAUGAUGGAAACAUACCCGGACAAACGCUGCACUAUGACGUCAUCGUGCGAACGCGCGACGAAACUUUUGAAAUCUUAUGAUGACGUCACGUGAUAGAAUUUUGUUGCAGUUGUUUACGUCAAAGACAGACAACAAAGUGACGUCAAUAAUGAUUAUUUAAAAAUCGUACUUUUUAUUAUGACAUCAUAACACUCGUUCGAGUUUCCAUAAAAAUAAUUCCAUUGUUGCCUCUUAAUCCGCGACUUUUCUUGGUUGUGACGUCACAAACCUCGACAAUAGACCGAGAAAAUUUCUCGCAAGCA